Molecule: messenger RNA, 4071 nt
Organism: Pteronotus mesoamericanus
Lineage: Eukaryota; Metazoa; Chordata; Mammalia; Chiroptera; Mormoopidae
Gene: FANCI
Product: FA complementation group I
Exons: 38
Coding region: 76-4071 (1331 amino acids)
Biological process (GO): DNA repair
Molecular function (GO): DNA polymerase binding
Source: RefSeq, a predicted model, not a curated record
GCGGAGGCGUGGGUUGCGCGGGAGUAUUGGAAGUUGGCGGCAGCGGUGAGGCGAAGUGUCCUGAUAUGUGUAACAAUGGACCAGAAAAUUCUGUCUUUAGCAGCAGAAAAAACAGCAGACAGACUGCGAGAAUUUCUUCAAACUCUGAAAGAAGAUGAUCUGGCCAGUCUCCUUCAGAAUGAGGCGGUGAAAGGCAGAGCUGUGGGAGCGCUCCUGAGGGCCCUCUUCAGAGGUUCCCCAUGCUCUGAGGAAGCUGGAGCUCAUAGGAGACUGAAGAUAUACAUUUGUUGUAUACAAUUGGUGGAAUCCGGAGAUUUGCAGAAAGAAGUAGCAUCUGAAAUCAUAGGACUGCUAAUGAUGGAGGCCCACACUUUUCCAGGACCAUCAUUGGUUGAAUUAGCCAAUGAGUUUGUUAGUGCAAUCAAAAAGGGCAGCUUAAUGAAUGGAAAAUCUUUGGAGUUACUACCCAUCGUUCUCACUGCCCUUGUUACCAAAAAGGAAAAUCUGGCUUCUGGAAAAGAUGAACAGAGUGGAGAAGAAUGUAAGACACAGUUGAUUAACACCCUCUGUUCUGGCAGAUGGGAUCGGCAAUAUGUGAUUCAGCUCACCUCCAUGUUCAAGGAUGUGCCUCUGACAGCAGAGGAGGCGGAAGUUGUGACAGAUAAAGUCUUGAAGAUGUUCUCCAAGUUGAAUCUUCAAGAAAUACCGCCUUUGGUCUAUCAGCUUUUGGUUCUCUCUUCAAAGGGAAGCAGAAAGAGGGUUUUGGAAGGAAUCAUCGCUUUCUUCAAUGAGCUAGAUAAGCAGCACAAAGAGGAGCAGAGUGGCGAUGAGCUCUUGGAUCUUGUCACCGUGCCAUCAGGUGAACUUCGUCACGUGGAAGGCACUGUUAUUCUACACAUCGUGUUUGCCAUCAAACUGGACUGUGAACUGGGCAGAGAACUCCUGAAACACUUAAAGGCAGGACAGCAAGGAGAUUUUAGUACUGUAUCCCCCUUCAGCAUUGCUCUCCUGCUCUCUGUGACAAGAAUACAAAGAUUUGAGGAACAGGUGUUUGACCUUUUAAAGGCUUUGGUUUUUAAAAGCUUUAAGAAUAUGCAGCUUCUCCAAGGCUCAAAAUUUCUUCAGAAUCUAGUCUCUGAUCGACCUUGUGUUUCAACCAUGAUCUUGGACGUGGUAAAAAACAGUGUUCAUAGUUGGGAUCAUGUGACUCAGGGCCUGGUUGAACUUGGCUUCAUUUUAAUGGAUUCCUAUGGGCCCAAGAAGAUUGUGGAUGGAAGAGCUAUCGAAACCAGCUCAGGUCUUUCCAGAACACCAAACCAGCAUGCAUGCCAGCUGGGAGCCAGUAUCCUGCUGGAAACUUUUAAGAUCCAUGAGAUGAUCAGACAAGAAAUUCUGGAGCAAGUCCUCAACAGGGUUGUUACCAGAGCGUCCUCUCCCAUCAGCCAUUUCUUAGAACUGCUUUCAGACAUCACCAUGCACUCACCCUUAGUUCUUCAAAGUUGCUCUUCUAAAGUCACCGAAAGCUUCGACUACUUAUCCUUCCUGCCCCCCCAGACUGUGCAGGGGCUGCUGAAGGCAGUGCAGCCCCUUCUCAAAGUGAGCAUGUCGAUGAGAGACUCCCUGAUACUUGUCCUUCGGAAAGCGAUGUUUGCCAGGCAGCUCGAUGCCCGAAAGUCUGCAGUGGCUGGGUUCCUGCUGCUCCUGCAGAACUUUAAAGUUUUGGGCAGCUUGUCAUCCUCCCAGUGCAGCCAGCCCGUCGGCCUCAGCCAGGUCCACGUGGACGUCCACAGCCGCUACAGUGCUGCUGCCAACGAGGCCUUCUGCCUUGAGAUCAUGGAUAGCCUGAGGAGGUGCCUCGGCCAGCAGGCAGACGUCCGGCUCCUGCUCUACGAGGGGUUCUACGAUGUCCUUCGAAGAAACUCUCAGCUGGCUAAUUCCAUCAUGCAGACUCUGCUGUCACAGCUGAAGCAGUUCUAUGAGCCACGGCCUGAUGUGCUGCCUCCUCUGAAAUUGGAAGCUUGUAUUUUGACCCAAGGAGAUCAGAUUUCUCUGCAGGAACCACUGGACCAUUUGCUGUGCUGUAUUCAGCACUGCUUGGCCUGGUACAAGAGUAGAGUGAUACCUCUGCAGCAGCAAGAGGAGGAGGAGGAGGAGGAGGAGGAGGAAGGAUUCUACCAAGAGUUAGAAGAUAUGUUGGAGUCUAUUACUACCAGAAUGAUUAAGAGCGAACUGGAGGACUUGGAACUGGAUAAAUCAGCAGAUUUUUCUCAGAGCACUGGUAUCGGCAUCAAGAAUAACAUCUGUGCUUCUCUUGUGAUGGGAAUUUGUGAGGUUCUAAUAGAAUAUAAUUUCUCCAUCAGUAAUUUCAGUAAGAACAAGUUUGAGGACGUCCUGAGCUUAUUUAUGUGUUACAAGAAACUCUCUGACAUCCUUAAUGAAAAAGCUGGUAAAGGCAAAACCAAAACGGCCAACAAAACCAACGAUAGUUUUUUGUCCCUGAAGUUUGUGUCGGAUCUUCUCACUGCUCUCUUUAGGGACAGUACCCAAAGCCAUGAAGAGAGCCUGUCUGUGUUGAGGUCCAACACCGAGUUCAUGCGCUAUGCGGUCAGUGUGGCUCUGCGGAAGGCGCAGCAGCUCAAGGAGACGGGGCGCGUGAGUGGCCCUGACGGCCAAAAUGCAGACAGGAUCUUUCAGAACCUCUGCGACAUGACUCGGGUCCUGGUCUGGAGGUACACUUCCAUUCCGACGUGCGUGGAAGAGGCCGGGCGGAAGGAGAAAGGGAAGAGCCUCUCGCUGCUGUGCCUGGAGGGCGUGCAGAGGAUCCUCGGCGCCGUGCAGCAGUUCUUCCAGCCCCGGGUGCCCCUCUUCCUGCGUGCGCUCGAUGUCCCGGAUAAUGAGGGAGAGGAGGCGGACGCCAGCGUCACCCAGAGGGCAGCAUUCCAGAUCCGGCAGUUUCAGAGGUCCUUGCUGAAUCUGCUCAACAGCCCGGAGGAAGACUUCAGCAGCAGAGAGGCCCUCCUCCUCGUGGGCAUCCUCUGCAGCCUGUCCAGGCUGCUGGAGCCCACCUCCCCCCAGUUUCUGCAGAUGUUAUCCUGGACAUCUAAGAUUUGCAAGGAAAACAGCCGGGAGGAUGCCUUGUUUUGUAAGGGCUUGAUGAAUCUGCUCUUCAGCCUCCAUAUUUCAUGCAAGAGCCCAGUCGCCCUGCUGCGUGACUUGUCCCAGGAUAUCCACGGGCACCUUGGAGACAUAGACGAGGAUAUGGAGGUGGAGAAAACAAACCACUUCGCAAUGGUGAAUUUGAGGACAGCAGCCCCUACAGUCUGUUUGCUGGUUCUGAGUCAGGCUGAGAAGGUUCUAGAAGAAGUAGACUGGCUAAUCACCAAGCUUAAGGGACAUGCGAGCCAAGGAUUGUCAGAAGAAGCCUCUUCUCAGGCAGCCCUUCCAAACCACCCCAUGGAGAAAGCCAUCAUCAUGCAGCUGGGGACCCUGCUGACCUCCUUCCACGAGCUGGUGCAGACAGCCCUGCCUUCGGGCAGCUGCGUGGACACCUUGCUGAAGGCCCUCUGCAAGAUGUACACCACUCUCACGGCCCUCGUCCGAUAUCAUCUCCAGGUGUGUCGGAGCUCCAGAGGAAUUCCAAAAAUUAUGGAAAAGCUGGUGAAGCUGUCGGGCUCGCACCUGACCCCUCUGUGCUACUCUUUCAUCUCUUACGUACAGAACAAGAAGAGCAGGAGCCCCAAGUGUAUGGGAGGGAAGAAAAAAGCUGCCGUCACCACGGCCAUGGCCAGAGCUCUUCGGGAAACCAAGCCAAUCCCCAACCUCAUCUUUGCCAUUGAACAGUAUGAGAAGUUUCUCAUCUUCCUUUCCAAGAAGUCCAAGGUGAACCUGAUGCAGCACAUGAAGCUCAGCACCUCUCGGGACUUCAAGAUCAAAGGGAACAUACUGGACAUGCUUCUCCGGGAGGAGGAAGAGGAGGAUGACGACGAGGAGGACGCUGCGCCAGAGCACGGGGGGCAGAGCAAAGAGCCAGCCAAGAAGAAGAGGAAGAAAGAAAUGAAAUGCCUGAGUUAA